UUCAGGGGGUUCAGACACCUGGUGCUUUAGAAAACUGCUGCCCUGACAAAGAAUUUCUACUUGGACUGAAGUGUUUUUUGGCUUCUGUUUAUUUUCUCUUGUCCCUAAAAGUAAUCUAAAGGAAAACAUCACUUGCCGCUGCCUGGAAAACAUCUUCCUGUCCCUUUUUUUCCUUCCUUUUAUAGAGGAAAAAGAAACUUGAAGAAGAGAGUUGUUCUUCAGUUUUUUUUCUCUUCAAGCAUAGGUUAAAAUGCCAGGGAAGAAGGAGGAGGCCCUUGGCAUCGCUCAUCUCCUGCUGGAACUGCAUUGCAUCACUUGGAAAACAGGAGGAGAGGACAUGAGGCAGCUCAUCCCGAUGUCCUUUUAACAGCACUUGGUUAAAUGCGUGGAAAUUCAUACACCAGCAUCCACUGCAAGGAAACGAGCAGAUGCCAGAAGAUUUUCUUCUGCACUUGCAAGAAGUGAAAAGCCAUGGGCGUGUUUCCCGUUUUUAACGCCAGCAACAUUUCCCAGGCUGGCUCCCUGGAGGACAGCGGCAACUGGACAGGGGCAACCCAGUUCAGCCAGCCAGGCUGGAGGAUUGCUCUGUGGGCCAUCACCUACUCCUUCAUCGUUGUCACAUCCAUCCUUGGCAACGCCACCAUCAUCUGGAUUAUUCUGGCUCACAGGAGGAUGAGGACGGCGACCAAUUACUUCAUCGUGAACUUGGCCCUUUCGGACCUGCUGAUGUCCGCUUUCAACACCAUCUUCAAUUUUAUCUAUGCCAGCCACAAUGUCUGGUACUUUGGUGAGGAAUUCUGCAGGUUUCAGAACUGGUUCCCCAUCACUGCAGUGUUUGUGAGCAUUUACUCCAUGACAGCCGUGGCUGCAGAGAGGUACGUGGCCAUCAUUCACCCCUUCAAGCCCCGGCUGUCUGCUGGGAGCACCAGAGUCAUCAUUGGGCUCAUCUGGCUGGUGGCAUUCGGGCUCGCCUUCCCGCAGUGCUUCUACGCCGAGAUCACCGUGGACAACGGCACCCUGAAAUGCAUCGUGGUCUGGCCUGAUGAUGUUGGAUCCAGGCACCAGCUGGCGUACCACAUUGCCGUGAUCGUGUUGAUUUAUUUGCUGCCUUUAGUGGUGAUGUUUGUUGCAUACAGCAUUAUUGGAGUUACUCUGUGGAGCAGCACGGCUCCAGACAACCACCUGAACAGAGUCCACUACCAACACCAAGUUAAUGCCAAAAAAAAGUUUGUGAAGACAAUGGUGGUGGUGGUGAUCAUUUUUGCUGUCUGCUGGCUGCCCUAUCACAUAUACUUCAUCCUGGGGAGCUUCAAGGAAGACAUCUACCAGCAGAAGUACAUUCAGCAGGUGUAUCUCGCAGUGUUCCUCCUUGCCAUGAGCUCGACAAUGUACAACCCCAUCAUCUACUGCUGCCUGAACCAGAGGUGAGGCAGUGUGAGCACGUGUGCACAGAGAAAACUAAAAUCUCAGCCUGAAAACAGCACAGAUCUUUGGCUGUGA
Messenger RNA from Passer montanus (Eurasian tree sparrow), 1500 nucleotides. RefSeq names its product tachykinin receptor 2 (gene TACR2). Lineage: Eukaryota; Metazoa; Chordata; Aves; Passeriformes; Passeridae. Gene Ontology annotation, biological process: G protein-coupled receptor signaling pathway; positive regulation of flagellated sperm motility. Gene Ontology annotation, molecular function: substance K receptor activity. Gene Ontology annotation, cellular component: sperm midpiece; plasma membrane. The transcript has 4 exons. Bases 472 to 1428 code for a protein of 318 amino acids. The record is from RefSeq and is a predicted model, not a curated record.